Phyllopteryx taeniolatus (common seadragon) is the source of this 3903-nucleotide messenger RNA. RefSeq names its product leucine-rich repeats and calponin homology (CH) domain containing 3 (gene lrch3). The record is from RefSeq and is a predicted model, not a curated record. Gene Ontology annotation, molecular function: protein binding. The transcript has 19 exons. NCBI's taxonomy places the organism in Eukaryota, Metazoa, Chordata, Actinopteri, Syngnathiformes, Syngnathidae. Bases 76 to 2160 code for a protein of 694 amino acids.
CAGCUUCUCAGUUUUGGGUGGGAGAGUUAGCAUUAGCAUUCGCACAGUGUGCGCGAAGCAAGCAACCGGAGUGUAAUGGCGGCCUCGGUGUUGUUGGGCUCUGCGGACAACACCGGAAUCAGCUUCACGGGCGGCGGCGGCGGCACCGGCGCGGGGAACAACGUCCUCGUCGCUGGUAACAACGGGCUGGGGGCGUCGGCGGCGGGCCCGGUGCCGUGGAACCGCUCUCUGGACCGGGCUCUUGACGAAGCCUCGGCCACCGGGUGUCUGAACCUCAGCGGCAGGAAGCUCAAGGAGUUCCCCCGCGGCGCCGCCAACCACGACCUGACCGAUACCACCCGGACCGACUUAUCUCGGAACCGCCUGUCCGAUCUUCCGGUGGAGGUGUGUCUCCUGGUGUCGCUGGAAAGUUUGAACGUCUACCAGAAUUGUUUGAGGUCUCUACCCGAUCACAUGAUCAACCUGCAGGCCCUUACCUACCUGAACCUCAGCCGCAACCAGCUGUCUGCGCUGCCGGUGGUGCUGUGCGGUCUCCCGCUGAAGGUUCUGAUCGCGUGCAACAACAAGCUGGCGGCUCUGCCUCAGGAAGUGGGUCAGCUGAGGCACCUGACGGAGCUGGAUGUCAGCUGCAACGAGAUCAGGACGCUGCCUUCUCAGGUCGGCCAGCUGGAGGCGCUAAGAGACCUGAACAUCAGGAGGAACCACCUGGUUGCCCUUCCUCCAGAGCUGGCCGAGUUGCCUCUGGUGCGUCUGGACUUCUCGUGCAACAAGGUGACGUCCAUCCCGCUGUGCUACACGCGCCUGUCGCAGCUGCACACCAUGGUGCUGGACAACAACCCGCUGCACACACCGCCCGCUCAGAUUUGCAUAAAGGGCAAAGUUCACAUCUUCAAGUUCCUCAACAUGGAGGCCACCAAGAUGACCCCUGACCUCCCAGAAUAUGACAGACAACCUUUAAACUUCGGCUCCUGCGUUGAUGAGCUGUAUCCCGGUCGGCCAUACGGAGCGUUGGAUUCAGGCUUCAACAGUGUGGACAGCGGCGACAAAAGAUGGUCAGGAAAUGAGGAGUCGUCUGAGGUUCCUCCUCGCUUGCCGGACGUCCACAAAGAGUGGAAGCGUGCGGGGGCGGGGCCCCCCCUGCUGGCCAACGGGACACACGAGCUGGAGCAGAUCGACUUCAUCGACGGCGUUGGCGAGGAGGAAGAGGAAGAGAGGAAGAGCGUGGGAGGAGGAGUAGCGGGAGACCGGGCCAGCCUCAGCUCACAGUUCAAGGCCUACAUCGAGAGACGCAGCAACACGGUUUCUCCGGGUAAAGCCAGCGUAUCCAGAACAGACGACUCCAGACAGAGACAGGGCAGGAGCGUUUCGAACGGUGCCACAGCGCCACCUAGCAGCCAGAUUCAGCGAGGCGUGGAGCGGGUGAGACGAGAGGCUCAGCUGGCCGCCCUCAGGUACGACGAGGAGAGACACAAGACACGCCCCCUGCAGGGAGACGCCAAGAAGAUCUACCCCUUCAGACACUCUACCCACACAGAUGACUCCGCCCUCUUCAUGCAGGGCGAAGAGCGAGGCGGCCCGUCGCAGAGCGCCAAUCCCUGCCACCCUGACCCGGCGGACGCCGCGUCCUGUCGUGGCACCGGCGUGCACCCGGAGAGCUUCCUGUAUCGCCUCGGUCAGCGGGAAGAAAAGAGGAGAGGGGACGCCGUCGCCCCUCGGCAGACGCUUGACGAGGCACCGGCCACGCCCACCGAGAUGGGACACGACGCGCAGCUGGCGGAGCGGCUCAGGAAGGACAUCGAGGCCCGGCUGAAGGUUUCGUUGCCUAGUGACCUACGCGCGGCGCUCACUGACGGUGUGGUCUUGUGUCACCUGGCCAAUCACGUGCGCCCGCGAUCGGUACCCAGCAUACAUGUCCCAUCCCCCGCCGUGCCUAAACUGACCAUGGCCAAAUGUCGGAGGAACGUGGAGAACUUCCUGGAGGCGUGUCGCAGGAUGGGCGUGUCUCAGAGCGACUUGUGUCUCCCUCGUCACAUCCUGGAGGAACAAGGGCUCCCCCAGGUGGCCGCCACCAUCAGCGCGCUGCUCCGCUUGGCCCCGCCAAGACACGGUGUCGCCACGACGACCACCACGACCUCGUCCGGAGCGUCGUCCGGCAUGUAAUCGCCGUGCAGCCGCAUAAGCACGUGAAGAUCCGCCAUCUUUAGACACGCCGUUACCAUUAGCAUCUCACAACAUCAACACACCGGCAACGUUGCAGAAGUUUUUGUACACAUAUUUUUUUUUUUUAUUUAGGCGGCACAGUGUAUGACUGGUUAGAGCGUCUGCCUCACAGUUCUGAGGACCGGGGUUCAAUCCCCGGCCUCACCUGUGUGGUGUUUGCAUGUUCUCCCCGUGCCUGCGUGGGGCUCUCCGGUUUCCUCCCACAUUCCAAAAACAUGCAUGGUAGGUUAAUUGACAACUCUAAAUUGCCCGUAGGUGUGAAUGUGAGUGCGACUGGUUGUUUGUUUCUAUGUGCCCUGCGAUUGGCUGGCAACUAGUUCAGGGUGUACCCCGCCUCCUGCCCGAUGACAGCUGGGAUAGGCUCCAGCACGCCCGCGACCCUAGUGAGGAGAAGUGGCUCAGAAAAUGGAUGGAUGGAUAUUUUUUAUUUAACUUAACACUUGUGUACAGGACAUCACAUAAGCAACAACAUGACAUCGUGACGUCACAUGACGUUCACAAUCAGCUACUCUCAUUUGUAUUUAUUUUACCUGCUAACAGCGCUAACACUAAUGAUGGUAAACAAAUGUUGGAUAUUUGCUGACGUUUACUAGCAAUUAGUGUGGGCGAAAAAAAACAAUUGGCAAAGAAUAGUAAAGUUUUGGUGUUGACACUAAGAUAUGUAUUGAUUGAUAUAUUUGAGAUCAUCUGUAUGAUGAAUGGGCGGCACGGUGACCGACUGGUUAGCACAUCUGCCUCAACAGUUCUGAGGAUCUCGCCUAUGUGGAGUUUGCAUGCUCUCCCCGUGCCUGCGUGGGUUUUCUCUGAGUACUCUGGUUUCUUCCAACAUCCCAAAAACAGGCUGGGUUGGUUAAUUGAUUACUCUAAAUUGCCGGUAGGUGUGAAUGUGAGUGCGAAUGGAUAGUUGAUUCUAUGUGCCCUGCGAUUGCCCGGCGACCACUUCAGGGUGUACCCCACCUCUUGCCCAAAGAUAGCUAGGAUAGGCUCCAGCACGCCCGUGACCCGUGGUAUGGAAGAUGGAUUGAUGUACGAUAAUAUCAAUAUCAAACAGUUAGCCUCAGGUAAUGCAGCUAAUGUGAUAUGCGCAACUAACCAGACAAAAACCGUUGAAAUGUAUUUGAACUUUGAACUGAUUGCUAAGUGAGGGCCCUAGCACAUGCUAUGCUAAAGAUGCGGAUCUGUCGCGUUGUUGUGUGUCGCCAUCACAUGUUUUUGUCUCUUGAUUUUGCACCUUUUUUGUUUUUUUCAUCUUGUUCACUUUGAAUGUUCCCCAAGAUCACAGGUUACGUGAUCCCGCGCCUCCUUGGCGAUCAGGUGAUUGACAUGUCGGGCCUCCUGUUGCAUUCUGGGACGUUUGGUUGAUGAGGCUGCGCAACCUGUUUGUGUACAAAUAUAUUGUGUAAAUAGAAAGUGUGUGUAGUAAUGUAUAUAAAGAUAUGGAGAGUGUGGUGUUGCCAAGAUGACACGGAACCUUUCUGCCUACACGUGACGCAAACUAUUCAUGUCAUUCUCACACGUGUUACAAACUAACGUGUGUGAGAAGAGUUGGUUACCAAGAAAAUGGUCAGACUUCAAAGAAAAUUCCCCUAUUUCACUUUCGGCGUAUCUAUGUAUUUGACUCAUUUUCGCUUUGCCUGUAAAAAAACAACACGGCUGUCUGUCAAAUAAAUAUUAGGAUUGGAA